GAGAACACACAAUGUGGAGCGAGGCCCUGCCUGCCAGAGACAGACUCAGUCCUGGUAGAGACCCCAGCGGGACCCACCGUUCCCAAACUAACUCCAGUUCCACGUCAGCCACCGCCGGGAUGCUGCUACAUUACCCAAGCGACUGAAUAAAACCUCCUCGAGACUGGCUCCUCGGCUGCCACUGUCACACAGAGAGAGAAAGAGACAGAGCGAUAGAGGGGGAAAAAAGAGACAGAAAGAGAGAGACCACUGGUUCAUUAUUUCUUCCAGCCCCCCUCCAAUGAAACCGCACCUUGUUCCCAAGAGCACCAUCCACCAGCACAGAAAAUGGUUGGGAAGUCCCUGGUUGCUGGUCUGGUGGUCCUUCUGGUGGCUGCAGUGAGUCUGUUUCUGGGGGUGUUCAUGGGCCUGGGGAAGAAAAACACGCCUCCCCCUUCAGACCACUUCUACUCAAAGGCCGCUGUGGCUGCCGAUGCUGGAAAGUGCUCAGAAGUGGGGAGGGAUAUUCUGAAGAGAAAUGGCUCAGCUGUGGACGCUUCCAUCGCUGCCUUACUUUGCGUUGGCCUUUUGAACGCUCACAGCAUGGGCAUUGGGGGAGGGCUUUUCUUUGUCAUCUACAAUGCUUCCACAGGGAGAGUGGAAACCAUUGAUGCGAGAGAGACGGCACCAAUGAAUGCCACUGAAGACAUGUUUGGAAACAACACCAAGCUUUCUCGUACAGGUGGAUUGUCUAUAGCCAUUCCAGGGGAGAUCCGCGGUUAUGAGAUGGCGCACAAAAGGCAUGGCCGGCUUCCAUGGAGGGAGCUGUUUGAGCCCAGCAUUGCUUUGGCUCGUCAGGGGUUCCCCAUCGGAAAAGCCUUGGCUCAUGCCAUCUUCAAGAGCAGAGACUCCAUUCAAAGAGACGCCAACAUGUGCGAGGUGUUUUGUGACUCUCGAAAGAACAUCCUGAAAGAAAACGAUAUCCUUAAAUUCCCCAAACUGGCCGACACGUACCAGAGAAUAGCAGACGAGGGGCCGGAUGUGUUUUACAACGGAACGCUGGCGCGGACCAUCGUUGAGGACAUCCGGGCAGCAGGAGGCAUCAUCACCCUGGAGGAUUUGAUGGAGUACCAGCCUGUGCUGAACGAGGACCCUCUGAAGCUGAAUGUCGGGGAAUACACCAUCCACAUCCCCGACGCCCCCUCCAGCGGGCCCGUGCUGGCUCUCAUCCUCAACAUAGUGGACGGAUACAACUUCUCAGACACAAGCGUCUCCACAGCAGAGAAGAAAACACUUACAUACCAUCGUAUCGUGGAGGCGUUUCGUUUCGCCUACGCCAAGAGGAGCAGACUGGGGGACCCGAGAUAUCUCAACAUCACUGAUCUAAUCCAAAACAUGACCUCGGACUACUUUGCCGAUGGCAUAAGGAAUAAAAUCACAGACGACACCACCCACCCAGACAGCUACUACGAGCCGGACUACUUUGUCCCGGACGACCACGGGACGGCCCACCUGUCAGUCAUCGCUGAGGACGGGAGCGCCGUGGCCGCUACCAGCACCAUUAACUUAUACUUUGGGUCUAAAGUCAUGUCUCGGUCGACUGGAAUCAUUUUCAACGAUGAAAUGGACGACUUCAGCUCUCCGUACAUGACCAAUGGAUUUGGAAUCCCUCCGUCACCCAACAACUUCAUCCAACCAGGAAAGAGGCCACUCUCCUCCAUGUGUCCUACGAUCAUAUUUGACAAAGACGACAGAGUGAAAAUGGUUGUAGGAGCCUCAGGCGGCACAAAAAUCACAACAGCCACCGCCUUGGUCAUCCUGAACUCUUUGUUCUUCAACUAUGACUUAAAGAAAGCGGUAAUGGAGCCGAGAGUUCACAACCAGCUGAACCCCAACAUGACCGUGGUGGAGCAGGGCUUUGAAAAGAGUGUCCUGGAGGGGCUGGCCCUGAAGAACCACAUAACUCAACUGCUGAGGACUCCGGACUCCGUGGUCCAGGCCGUGGUGCGGCAGGGAGAGCGUCUCUGUGCCGAGUCCGACCCCAGGAAAGGAGGCUACCCAGCCGGAUACUGAGCAUCCCCUCGCGUUCUUCUCCCACAGCGAGGACGCUUUCAAGAGACUCGGACAGAAUAACCAGCGAUAACACAAGUCUGCACCGAGGACUGGAGCUGUGUUUCAGCUGUGGAGACGCCAUCGCCUUCUCUACGUUUACUCCCAGAUGGACAUUUGACUUCAUUUCAAUACCUCUUUAAUCAAACCCAGUUAUUAAGCAUCACUUCUUUUUGACAUUAUCUUAUUGUUUUGAAGUAAAGUAAGAGGUUUCACCUGCUUUGACUCUUGUAUCAUCAAUAGCGGAUACCAGUCAAGAAGGUUUGGAGGACUGAAGUAGAAACCAGAGUUUCAAACUGCAUCUGCUCUCAGCAGCUAGGGUUGCAAAAUACUGGGA
Messenger RNA from Cololabis saira (Pacific saury), 2425 nucleotides. RefSeq names its product gamma-glutamyltransferase 1a (gene ggt1a). Lineage: Eukaryota; Metazoa; Chordata; Actinopteri; Beloniformes; Belonidae. The record is from RefSeq and is a predicted model, not a curated record. The transcript has 13 exons. Gene Ontology annotation, biological process: regulation of inflammatory response; regulation of immune system process; glutathione catabolic process. The coding region runs from base 328 to 2052 and encodes 574 amino acids. Gene Ontology annotation, cellular component: plasma membrane. Gene Ontology annotation, molecular function: glutathione gamma-glutamate hydrolase.